UUGUAUUCGCGGAGAUGGGGUAGGCCCUCGACGCGGGUACAUACAGAGGGGGGAUCGUAGCCAGAGAUGAGGGAUGGUCGUAGCCAGAUAUGAGUGAGUCGUAGCCAGAUGAAUGAAGGUCGUAUCCAGAGACCGCAUGGACACAACGCCGCAAGGGGCAGAAAGACACGCCCGAAGUCCCCCGAAAGCCUUCCGUCGCCCAAUCGUCGGUCCCCUUGGGGUCUUCUCCCGGGCUCUGCGUCUUCCCCUUGAGGUCUUCUCCCGAGCUCUGCGUCUUCCCCUUGAGAGAGAAGGAAGUCGUCGGCCUAUCGCAAAAGUCGUCAGCCUAUCGCGGCCAUCCCCUCCCUUCCUGACGCCCUAUCGCGGGCGUUCGACCGCUUUACAAGAGCUGCGCAGCAACCGAGUGAGCUUCGCAGUCAAAGGACGUGUCUUCGCGACGCCCACGCACGGACAUGGAAGUCUUCUUUACCAUGCAAGGAUUUGGAAGUCUUCCGCACCAUGCGCGCGCACCGAGGAAGCCUUCGUGUUGUUUUUGGGUGAGAAGCGAUGCUUAUUGCUGGUAAAGUUCGCAGAUUAUAGGUGGUUCGCAGAUGGUAGGCGCGUCGCGUAGUCCGAGCAAGAGUCAGAGCGAGAGCCUGAGCGAGAGCGUGUAUUUACGAGGCAGCUUGCCGACGGGACAGUUGCAACUCCAGUUAGGCAGGUAGGCAACGAGCGGCGGCGGCGUCGACGUGCGCGGCGGGCGUAUCUGAUGGCAGGAGGCGCUCUCGAACGUAUCUGAUAGCGGGAGGCGCCCUU
This is a messenger RNA of Schizophyllum commune H4-8, 795 nucleotides long. RefSeq lists its product as uncharacterized. The transcript has a single exon. The record is from RefSeq and is a predicted model, not a curated record. The coding region runs from base 113 to 610 and encodes 165 amino acids. Lineage: Eukaryota; Fungi; Basidiomycota; Agaricomycetes; Agaricales; Schizophyllaceae.